Messenger RNA from Trichogramma pretiosum, 945 nucleotides. RefSeq names its product coiled-coil domain-containing protein 134-like. Bases 26 to 829 code for a protein of 267 amino acids. Lineage: Eukaryota; Metazoa; Arthropoda; Insecta; Hymenoptera; Trichogrammatidae. The record is from RefSeq and is a predicted model, not a curated record. The transcript is spliced from 4 exons.
GGAAAGUGAAUGGGUCAGCUUGGAUAUGUUACUCAACACAUUCAUUUUUUUCACAUUUGCUGCCCUUGUGUUAAGUAGCCAAGCGGCGAAUAGCACCCGACCGGUGGCAAAAGGUCUGAACGUCGCGAAGCAGCAGCUGACGAAUGGAGCUCGACAAAUUGAAAAGGUCGAGAGCGCAACCGAAAGUGCAGAGUGGCGGGAAAAAUCGAACGAUGACAAAAGUCAAAGCGACGAGGUGGUAUCGAUCGCUGCAUCGGACGCCGAUAAGAAGUUGUACAAGAGAUUGUUCGUGCAGCGAAGAAAGGAGCACGCCAAAGCCGUGCAGAGCAUCGAGAAAAUGUCCAAAUACGAGCUCCGAUAUAAUAUGGUAAACAUUGUACUUGACACGAUCAUAGAGGUAAUUGAGUCGAGGCGAUUGUUAUUGAACAGCGUCACCGAUGACCAACUCACUCGGACGACCUUCAUGAACGCCACCAGCGAAGAAGAUGCCGAAUUCGUCGAUGCGAUCUCCAAUGUGCUGGAAAACGCGGCUCUGUUCGCCGAAAUCGUGUGGAAACAGCCGGACAUGGCUCGACUGUUUUUCAAGAUCAAAGAAAAACUAUCGGAGACGAUUAGCUGGUCGUUCGGCUUCGUAGAACGUUGCCGCUUUCUGCUCGACGACACGACUCUCGAGAAAAUUCAUCUGGCCAGUCAAGAACUCGAGAUAAUCGAGAGGGAGCCCGGCUAUUCCAAUCCGAAUUCUCAGAUCGGCCCGAGAAACUCCGACAAGGAAUCGAAGAAGAAGAAGAAGAAAAAGAAAGGACCUGUCAUGGCUAAAUAUGAACUGUGACGAUGGCACGCUGGACGUGCAAUAUGUUAUCAAUACGAAAGCGAAGCUGGCGAUAAUGAUAGCUCGUGGGCCCGGUGAAGCUCGACCGAUCGGUAAUGCCGAGCUCGUUACGCGAG